AUGCCCAUGAAAUCAUUGACAAUUUUGGCAACCAUUUUGGGUACUAUACCGAAGAAAAGCAAGGACAGUGCUGGUGGACCUUGGGAGUUCGUUGGUUUAUUGCCUCUCUUUGAUCCUCAUAGGCAUGAUUGUGUAGAGACCAUCCGUAAAGCUCUUGAUCUUGGUUUCAAUGUUAAGAUGAUCACCAGUGACCAGCUUAUUAUUGGCAAAGAGAUUGGCCAGCACAAGGAUGAGUCCAUAGCUCCCAUUCCCAUUGAUGAGCUCAUUGAGAAGCCUGAUGGAUUUGCUGGAGUUUUCCCUGGAGAUGGUGUAAAUGAUGCUCUAGCACUUAAAAGGGCAGACAUUGCAGUGGCAGAUGCAAUAGAUGCAGCUCGAGGUGCAUCUGAUAUUGUAUUGAUCGAGCUAGGACUUAGUGUGAUUGUGAGUGCUAUUUUGGCUAGUAGAGCCAUCUUCUAG
Ilex paraguariensis (yerba mate) is the source of this 456-nucleotide messenger RNA. Lineage: Eukaryota; Viridiplantae; Streptophyta; Magnoliopsida; Aquifoliales; Aquifoliaceae. The record is from the annotation of a GenBank genome assembly.